Molecule: messenger RNA, 1413 nt
Organism: Prorocentrum cordatum
Lineage: Eukaryota; Dinophyceae; Prorocentrales; Prorocentraceae
Source: the annotation of a GenBank genome assembly
AUGGCCGGAGAUCUGGACGAGGAGCUGGACGGGAGCGCGCAGCUGUACACCCCGUCGGGCGACGAGCUGGACGGGGAGGGCGGUGGACGGCCUCCUGCCCCCGCCGAGGAGCUGCGGCUCGUCGAGGGCCAGGCGUAUUCGUCGACGGGCUACAAUGCCCAGGGCGACGUCCAGUGCCGCUUCACUUGGGUCGCCCUUCGCCUCUCGGUCGGAGUCGAGACGUACGCCAGGCCGAGGUUCCUCUUCUCAGACGACCCGUACUGGGACUGGUGGGCGUCGAACCCUGGCGAGCGCGGGGCCGUGACUGCGCGGCCCCUCGUCCACGUGUGCCGGGCGCAGCCGUGCCAGGUCCAGCCGCCGCGGGGUUGCUCGGAGCUGGUGCACAUCACGGACGCGACCGCCGUCUCGGCCGACGAGCUGCGGGAGAUCUUCGCGGCGUUCCUCUCGGACAACCCAGACGCGCCGGAGCAGCCAGGACUGGACGAGCUCUGGGGCGGCGACGUGGUCGAGGCGGAUGGGGGCGGCCGCCGUGCCAGCCUCCGCGGGAAGCUGGAGGCGGCGCAGGACCGCUUCGCUCGGCUUCAGCAGCAGCGGCGGGCCGCUGCGGGGGCUGCGGAGGCGGUCGCUGCCCUGGACGACGAGCCGCCGGCGAAGAUCCCGCGGCAGGGCGGGCCGCCACCGCAGCGGUCGCUUGCCGAGGUCCUCGAGGACCGCGUGCGGAAGGCGGCGAAGGUCGGAGCAGCUGCAUCGGCCGAGGACGCCAAGGGAGCAGAGGCGGCCGCCUCCGCCGCUGGUCAGGGCGGGGCUGGCGUGCAGGAGCUGCUGACGGCCCUCCUCAAGGCGCUGCAGAGCGCGUCCAGGUCGUCCGAGGACCCGUCCUUCGGCGGCGAUGGUGGUGUCGCCACCGCCGAGGGCGACUUGCUGCCGAAGGGCCUUGCGUCUCGUCGGGCCCACUGCAGGAGGUUGGCCCUGGAGCACCCAGGGAGACUCGCGGAGCUGAGCCUGGCGCAGAUGGCAGAGUUCCUGGGGUCGCAGGACGGCGGCGGGUCGGUCGAUCCGCAUGGCCCGAUCGUCCUUCGAUUCCUCCUGUCGGUCUACUUGCCGCAGCAUCCGGUGAAGGAGAUAGGGGGCGAGAUCUACCGCGAGUUGCGGACGAUCGCGGAGGCGCUGGACCUGUUGCUGCAGGGCCGCACGGCUGCGGUGGCCGACAUCCUGGCCCAGCGCUUCAAGGCCAUCCAGGUGGCGGUCGGGGACGGGAGCUGGUCGGCGGCGAAGUGGCUCGAGCUGAUACCGCCGCGGGACCAGCCUCUCGCGCUACGCAACGAGGAGGAGGAGAUGAUCAGGAGCAUCCAGCACGGGGAGCUCAAGCUGGAGGAGCUCGCCUCGCGGCUGCGGCAGAAGCCUCAGGGCUAG